AAAAAUCUCACCCACAGGUUUCUCAAGAAGACAAGCAAGGGCAACAAAUCAACAGCAGCGCACGACGUGACGCACGACGCACCAAACGCACCCGCGCACAACCGUACCCCAAUCACAAGCAAGCGAGCAAGCAAGCGUUCAACCUUGCCUGACGGCGCAACGCGUACCGGUCGGUGAUGGUGUGGACUACAGCAGAUGCAGAGCUGUGGCUUGUGUUUGUUGUUUGUAUACUUGUGACCGCCGUCUCCGUUGCCCUCUUGUUUUGGUACAAGCUCCGCAAAUCCACCAGCGGCGUCGUUGAACUGGACGACGAGGUUGUGUUGGGGGAUCCAUCGCUUCGCAACCACUCCCGCAACAAAACCGCGCCAGCAGGCAACGGCAACGCCUAUCAGCAACAGCACCCGGCGGACGGUGAUCCAGCAGCACCGCUGCCACAACUACCGCGCAACAGCAGCAGGCGCAGCCAGGCCUGGACACUCGACGACGACAACAACGAGAACAGCGACAAGGGCGACAACGGCGCCAAAGUAGACGGCGACGGUACCAGCAGCGCCAACGGCAGCCACCACGCAGGGCUUUUGGUUGGCCCAGGAACCCCAACCCCACUCACGGUCCCCGCAAACGCCUCUGCCGGCACGCCGCACCGCACGCUUGUGGACGCGGGCGAAAGCGCCAACACCACCCUCAGCCAAUCACCGCCCCACCUGCAGCAGCAAGGCCGCGCCAGCUCCAGCCGCAGUGCACGCCUGUUCAGCCGACUCAGGGGCACAAGCAAGUCCGGAAGCACCACACCGCUGCAGACGCCGCGGGGAGCAGGGCGAGGCAGUGCAGGAGCCGCAGCAGACAUGCGCACCACGCGCCACCAUGCCUUUGACACGCCAGACCACCCGGGCAAGACCCUCCCGCAGCUGCUGCAGUCGACGGCCAUCGCAGCCGAGGACGUGCGCGUGACGAAGAAGGAGUCUCCACUGGACACGCAGUUCAUUGGGCGGUUCAGGCGGCCACGCGACCGCACACGUGCGCCGGGUGCCUUCCCCGUGGAGGCGCACAUCAUUGAGUUCUCGAAUGAUAAGCAGCGGGACCAGGAUCUCCUUGCAGGCUUUGCCACCAAGUAUGAAGGGUUUGUGUGCGAGUUUAUCCAGGCGUUUUACGGCCUGUGCCAGCCCGUGCCAGGCAAGACGUGGCUUCUCCUAGAGCGGCUGACCCCCGUGACGCUGCUGGGAGCGGCGCAGCAGUUGCAGCAGCAGCACCGCGAGCUUCUGCCGCACGAACACGUGCACUUUCUCAGCCAGGUCACCGCCGCCUUGCACUACCUGCACGGCAACAACAUCUGCCACGGGUACCUUCGUCUUGACCAGUGCCACAUCACGCCACAGAACACCAUCCGCCUCGCCAGCUUCGACGCCUUUCGCCGGCUCCAGCUCCCCUACACACACGACGACGACGUGUACAAUGCACCGGAGCUCAUCCAGGACCGCUCUGCCGUGGCCGACGCCGCGUGCGACGUGUGGUCGUUUGCUGUGCUGGCCUGGCAGCUCGCAGCGCCAACCACCCGCCCAUACGCAAAGAUAUCUGUGAGCCGGCUGCUGGCGCAUCUGCAGAGCGGCGGGCGGCUGGAGAAACCAGAUGGCAUGCAGGACGAGGUGUACGACCUACUGCUGUCGUGCUGGAGCAUUCGCGCCGCGGAUCGCCCGCCCAGCGAGGCCCUCCACAGACAGAUGCUUGACCUGCGGUAUCAGCACUCGGCGCCCACGCGCCAGCUCAAGGACCUCCUGCCAGCCCUCAAGCCGUCGCAUUCCUCCGUUGUGCUUGAUUACGGAGCACCCAUCACCCAGCGCAACAUGAGCGACGACGAUGACGACGAUGACAUUGGAGAGAUCAACCCAUAUGCCGUCGCCUCGAGCGUUCUCCCUGCGAGCGAUGGUUCAGCAGCCUUUGAUGAUGAUGAUGAUGAUGAUGAUGACGACGACGAUGAUGAUGAGAAGGACCCCAAUGCCGUCUACGCAACACCGGUGAAGCGCUCCGACCGCGCUGUCGUCACCUUUCCAAACCCGCCACCGCUGCCAUCGCGCUCGUACGAUCGCUCGAGCAUGCAGGAGCUGGUUGACCCCGUGGACGGAGCACCAUCAGCGUCCGCACCAGCGCAGAGGCCAACGACGAAACCAAAGCCGAAGCCGCGUCCAUCAAAGCAACGCGAACAACAGCAGCCGCAGUUACAUGCACCCUCAGCUUCAUCAACAGGUGCUGUCACACCACCACUGCAGCCAGCAUCACCGUCAUCAGCACCAGCACCAGCACAGGCGCCAACAUCGUCAUCGUCAACACGUGGACGGGAGCGGAAGCAGCAGGAGGACGAGGCAGAGGAGGAUGACAAGGCGCACCUGACUGCGCAGUGGUAUCUUGCAAACCACCAGAAGAAGGCAGCACAGAAUCUCAUGCGGCAAUCGGACAUGCAAGAUGGGACGUUCCUUGUGCGCCCGAGCAAGACUGGGGACUCGUUUGUUCUCCUCGUUGCCUUUGAGGGCACCAUCCACACAUACCGCAUCCACGUGGAGGAAGGUGCAACGCCUGACAAGUGUUGGUACUUCAUUAACAAAGCAAACAGCUUCCCCACCCUCUCUCGUCUCAUCGAAUUCUACAGGCAGCCAUCUCUCCCUGCGGGCACGAAGAAGCUGCGCACCCGUCUUCGGUUUCCGUGCCAGCGACCGGUGCAGGACAUGUCGUACACAUCCGAGCUUGCGUCGACGGAGCGGAGCUUGACGCGGCGACAGCGGAUGGGACUGAACGAUUUGGACGACUCGUACCCGCUCACAGAGCUGUAGCCAAUGAUGAUGAUGAUGAUGAUGAUGAUGAUGAUGAUGAUGAUGAUGAUGAUGAUGAUGAUGAUGGUGAUACUGUCUCUGUCGCUUUGUAGGGACUAUCUAAGAAUGACAUGUGGGUCUUAUUGUUUGUUUGCAUCUUCCUUGUGUGUUUUUUCUGUCUUGCAUCGUGUGCCCCUUGCUGCUUUUCCUUUAUCGCCCAACCUGUUUUCUGUUACAGUCGAGCAUGCAUCUCCUCUUGCCCCCCUGCCCCCCCCUCUCUCUGUGUCUCUGUCUCCACAUCUGUCCACGCUUGCCCCACCACAAACAACACACACGCACUCGCCCCCCUUCCUGUGUGCUUCUCUUUCUGGCUCUUUCAGCCCUGCAUCUCCCUUUGGUUUGCCUUGCUUUUCGGUCCAUUACUAGUUGAUAUUGAAGUGAACGCGACAGCCCUCAAGCA
Messenger RNA from Salpingoeca rosetta, 3261 nucleotides. RefSeq names its product serine/threonine protein kinase. Gene Ontology annotation, molecular function: protein tyrosine kinase activity; ATP binding. Lineage: Eukaryota; Choanoflagellata; Craspedida; Salpingoecidae. Bases 177 to 2822 code for a protein of 881 amino acids. The record is from RefSeq and is a predicted model, not a curated record. Gene Ontology annotation, biological process: protein phosphorylation. The transcript is spliced from 16 exons.